AUGUAUCUGUUAGAAAAAAAGAAACUGGUUGAACUCGAAGAAAGCAAAUUCCUUGGGGAAUGUUCUAGUACAGAUGAUUUCAGCAGUGGUGAAUUAGAUAAUAAAACGAGAAGAACAAAAAGAAGAUUAUCAUCUGAUUCUGAGAAAUCCGAGGUUUUGCCUUCCAAAGAAAAAGUCCAAAAAGUAUGUUUUAUUCACUUUAAUAAUUGGUCUUGAAUUGGUUAAGAACUUUUACCAAAGGGAAUCUAUAGUGGUUUUUGUUUAUUUACUGUGUGCCUUUAGGGACUAUACCAGUCUAAAUUCUUUUGGCCAUUUUGGCAAUUCUUACAUGUGCAGUAGUACUACACAAAAUAUCUACAAAUGAAAUGGAGCAAACUGUACCUGUAGCCUGCGUGCAGACUAUAUAAUGACGUAUAUAGUCUGCGAAUCUGUGGCAUGAAGCUUGUAUGGUCACUAACUUUUGAACAGCCCAACAUGCUUUGUGAAUGCAAUGUCCGAUGAUUAACAUUAAUUUUGCAUAAUCAUAGUUCAACCAAUCACAAUUUGUCCCAACGCCUCUCAGGAAAUUCACAUGACCAUACAAGCUUCAUGCCACAGAUUCGCAGACUAUAUAUGUCAUUGUAUAGUCUGCGUGCAGGCUACUGUACCUGUUGACUGUGCUCUUCCGAUCUCUAUUCACAUUAGAGACGGACAAGUCGUCUAGACGAACAAAUCGUCUCUCAAAAAUCGUCUUCACAAAACCUUUUAAUUUACUGUCAAGGAAUUCACAAUAAAUUUAAUGAUAUUACUGUUGUUCCAAUUGAAGUGUUCCUCAAAUAUUGAUUCAAUACAUUACCUCAGGCUGACCAAUUCAUUUCAUCAAGUUCCUCGAGAUAUUCAUACACUUCCUGUGAAAGAGCCAAUUCCAAGAAUUUGAUCAUUUCUGGUCACUUCCUUUCUAUUUAUGAUUGGUUGGUUGCACAAACAACAAAGGUGAUUGGUGCAUUCAAACUAUUCAACAGGAAGUUUACAAUUAUACUAGGAAGUGUAUGAAUAUUUUGAGGAACUUGAUCAAAUGAAUUGGUCAGCCCGAGGUAAUGUAUUGAAUCAAUAUUUGAGGAACACUUCAAUUGGAGCGACAUUAACCCAUUGAGUUGCAUUGCACCCUGAUGCACCCUACUUUAGUAUUUUAUUCUGUCUAACCCCAGACGAUUUUACUAGUCAAGGGGAGAGCGCUGGCACUUAAUGGGUUAAAAACAGAUUUGGCAAAAUUCUCAAGAUUGAGUUUUCACAGGUUAUUGCAAUCACAGCUCUAUUGAUCAAUCAGCGCACAUGUUAUAGCCUGCGAGCAGGCUCUCUGGGGAAAGAGAGCCUGCAAGGAUCCCUAUGAUGAUUCGGUGCAUGCGUCCAAUAUUUGGACGCAGUGCUCUGAUUGGUUGAUAACUGAUUCAUAUGAAGUGAUUGACAAGCUUCCAUAAACUUGCACUUCCCGUUUGUAAAACCGAGCAACGCAAAGCUUCGGAAUUGCGGCAAUGUAGAGAUAAAAGUGUCAUGUAUUUUGAUCCUGGUUGACUUUUUACUGUAAAUUAAUAUAGUAUUCAUAUAAAGACGAAUACUAAAAGCUUGCAUGCUUUAUUGUGUCCUUGGCUUGUCUGACUCCUAAGCUAAGAAUAAUUCUUGAGCAAGACUGCACAAAUUCGCAAACCGAAACCUAGGGACAAGGCAUUAUAUCGCUUCUCUUUUAUGAAACAAUAUUGGGAAUUCUGAUAAUAUUCAGUGCAUAUUGUGUGUAUUAAGCUUGUUUUACAAUGUUAUACUGACUAUUUAAUAUUUAUAAGUAUGCGGCGUUAAAAUGUACAGUAAUUUACUCGUCACUUUGUUUACAAUAAUUAUCACAUGCAUGUUUACUGCAAUUCCACUUUUUGUUGCAAAAUUUGAACUAUAAACAUAUUAUUAAAUUAUGUCCAAUGUCCAUGGUAUAUCAUAUAUGUCUAUGUCUCACCAAAGCCAUAAAUUUCAGUAAGUUAUAUUAUUACUAUAUAUAUAGACUGUAUACAGUGUAUAUUAUAUAUAGCAGCACGUAGACUUGCCCAAGUCGCUCGCUAGGGACCGCGCGUAGCAAGAAGGGAGCGCUUGAGAAACCACGAACCGCGGACUUUGGAAAGUCUAUGCAGCAUGAAGCAAUUCCAAAUAACUGAAUUAGUUAGCGGGUAAUAUACAACUUUAAACUUACUGUGCGUACAGGAGAAACACAUGCAGAUUGUAAUAAAAAGUACAACUUGAUAUAUUACUCUGUAAAACCUCGAGCCGUUUUAACUUUUUUAGUAUGCCACAGUGGCGGUCUGUAUACGAAACUAUUAACGAAUUUGAAACGAAUCGGUUUAUGUUUACAAUAUCGUAGUGUAUUCCGGUCUGCGCUGAUUGGUUGUUAUUAAUUGACCUGUGACAUCAUAAUUGAAGGGCGGCACGCAAUCAUCAUAGGGAUCCUUGCAGGCUCUCUUUCCCCAGAGAGCCUGCUUGCAGGCUAACAUGUUAUAUAAUUGUUAUUUUAUAAAUACCGGUAAUGUGUUUCAAAUGCAGUAAUACAUGUCUCAGAUGAUACCAUUGUUAUGUAUAACUGGUCUAUUGAUCUGUUAUGUAUAACUGGUCUAUUGAUGUGUCUACCUUAGAAAAAGGUUGGUGAUGCAAGAUGUGCUGCCCAAAACAGGGAAUAUGAGAACAUAAUUGGCAGGAUGGGUUCGUCUUCAGAAUCUGAUGAAUCAGAUGAUGAUGAGUUGGUCCCAAAAGAGGAUUUGAAGAAAAGAAUUAAAAUUCUUGAAGAAGAGCUGAAUCAGCAAAGAACCUUGGUGAGCCAGCUGCAAAAGGCAAACCUUGGUCUUCAGACCAGUAAGUAAAGUCACUACACAAUGCUUUUCUACAGACAAAAACAUGACCAUCAACCAGUGGCAGACACCUUGCAAAAUAUUGGGGGUGCUGUUAACAAAUCCUAUAUGGCAGCAAAUUUUACAGUUUUACUUGUCAAGAAGAUGUCUUGUAGUGCUUUUCAAUUCGCAUACAAUGUGUUGCCCAUACAGAAAUUAUUGGGCACAUACAGAAAUUAUUGGGCACAUACACUUUCUGUUUGAAGCUGAUGCAUUGAUGAUUUAAACCUUACUGUUUGUGUAACUAAUAGCCAACUCAAUAUUUUUAACAGGCUUACCAGAAGUGAUAAAGGGAGCAAUUAAAGAUGGCUUGGCUGGUAAGAAAGAAUUCCCACUUACUCCCUACCUAAAACACAGCACCCCUUCUCCGCUGCGUAAACCACCUAAAGAAACAAACAAACCCCGAGCAAGCUGCCUAUUGCCAUUUGGCAGACCAAGCAGUAUAUCGUCUGAUGAUAAUAAUACUGAGGAUCCUGCUAGUGAAGUGAGCGUCAGUGAUGUUGAAAUUACACAAAGUCCAUCCUGCCUUGGCGAUGUACUUAAACCUUUGUCGGUAAGUAGUUUUGCGUUGUGAUAAAUAGUAAAUACAUGAUGAAAUAUGUAGAAAAGCUACCAAUGAAACUCAAUAUUUUCCAGAGCGGUGUUGCAUUUUUGGAUUAUGGUUAUACUGAAUACUGACUGUUAGAUUACACCAGGCCUUAAAAUAUCUUUUUACAGGGCCAUCUGACAAAAUGUCCAAUGACUUUGAGUUUGGGUCGGACAUAUGUAUGAUGAUGUAUAUAACUCUGAAUGACACAAAUUAAUAUCAGCACAAUGUAUUCAUUCUCAACUAAAUAUUAAAUAAUUUGUGUCAUUCAUCCUUAUUUCCAAGCCAAAAUUUACUUGCUCAGUCCGACCUAUAUUUUAAGGUCUAUGAUUAUACAACUAUUCGAUUCUUUUUAGAAUUUUGCUGACCCAGUCCAGGCGGCAGAAAUCAUGAACACCACUACUGAAAGAAAAAUGACUGGCUCGUUAAUGGCGAUUUUAUUUGAAAGGAAAAUCAUAGCUGAGUCGUCAGUUACUGGCAAAGGAAAAGAAGGACGUCCACCAUUGGAUCCUGAGAAAGUCCAGUUAAUUAUAUGUAAGUUCAUCCUGGCACUUUGUUAUUUUGCUCGGCCUGUACCUAGGAUGCUAACUAACUCAAGUAACUUGGUCUACCACCAGAGCAUUUUAUUUGUCAAGGGAGAUUCUAGUCACAUAAUGGGUUAACAAUUCUGGCUGCCCAUUUUCCUCUUAUCCCAUUGACUGGCAAAAUGCACUCAGACUUGUUCUUUUACACUGUUUCUUCAGGACAAUAUUACAGUAGUGAAAUACUUGUCAAAGGGGGAGUUUUGCUACCCAAUGGCGGGUCAACAAAUCCAUCAACCAAUUUCUCUUCUUAACCUAAUUGCUUUUAUUUUAAUUUUGUAACAUUUCAUUCUUGGCACCAUCUACAGUACGUACAGAACUUUUUCGACUGUAAGCUAAGGUGCAAAGUUUAUAGAUUGGACAGGAGGGGAAAUGCUCAUAUUGCUGCAUGCGUAGCACUAUGUAAUGUUAACUGACUGUGGAAUUAUAGCACAUGAAAUAUGUAAAACUAAUGGUAGUCUUGUAUUUCCUUUCUUAUAGCUCAUGUAACUAAACGUUUUCCGGGGUCGAAAGCUUCAUCCGUCAAGGCUGCUAUGGCCCAAAAAUGCAAAGAUGAACGCAAUGCUGGUGUGAAAAGAAGAAAAAUUGCAGAAGAAAUUUGAACUGUUAAGUUUUUACCCCUUAUUAUAAAUUUGUAUACUUGCUAAACAUUUGUAGAUAUUAA
Molecule: messenger RNA, 4731 nt
Organism: Paramuricea clavata
Lineage: Eukaryota; Metazoa; Cnidaria; Anthozoa; Malacalcyonacea; Plexauridae
Source: the annotation of a GenBank genome assembly